This is a messenger RNA of Populus nigra (black poplar), 1499 nucleotides long. Its product is annotated as probable polygalacturonase At3g15720. Gene Ontology annotation, molecular function: polygalacturonase activity. Gene Ontology annotation, biological process: carbohydrate metabolic process. The record is from RefSeq and is a predicted model, not a curated record. The coding region runs from base 100 to 1302 and encodes 400 amino acids. Lineage: Eukaryota; Viridiplantae; Streptophyta; Magnoliopsida; Malpighiales; Salicaceae. The transcript is spliced from 8 exons.
UAUAAUCAUUUCAUAAAAUUGAAGUUUCCUUUACCUCUUUUCUUUUUGAUACCCUUUUGUGCUUCAUAGAAAUAUAUAAUUUUUUUUUUCUGGGAUAAUAUGAAGUGCCUAGUUACCGUGUUGUUCUUCUUGUGGAUGGCUUCCUAUUGCUCAUGCCGUCUAAUAUCCGAGGCUACUGGAAGGAGGUUUAAUGUGCUCGACUAUGGUGCUGAUGGAAAUGGCAAAAUCGAUGCUACACCGGCUUUCCAAAAAGCAUGGGGGGAUUUCUGUCAAGCAAGUGAAGAAAUGCCAACCCUUGAAGUACCAGCAGGGAAGACGUUCUUGUUGAAGUCGGUCUCGUUCAGUGGCCCUUGCAUGUCCAAGAACCCUCAUGUUUUGAUCGAAGGUACAAUCGUUGCACCAAACAGCUUUGAUUCAUGGGAUGAUGAUGAUUAUCAAAAAUGGAUUGGAUUCACAGCCGUUGUUGGUCUCAUUGUUGAUGGAGGGGGAAGAUUUGAUGGACGAGGAGAAGCUUGGUGGAAAGCUUGCAAUGAUAAUGAUAGUGCCUGCUCGAAACGUCGUCAGGCUCUCCAUUUCAACAAAUGCAAUGGUCUCCGACUAAGUAACUUGCACCAUGUCAACAGCCAAAAAGGUCACAUAUGCAUAAAUGCAUGUGAUGAUGUCGAAGUCUCCAAUCUUCAAAUCCUUGCACCAGAUGAGAGCCCAAAUACUGAUGGGAUUGAUAUCUCUGAGUCAAACCAUGUCAACAUCCACGACUCUUUUAUAGGAACCGGUGAUGACUGUAUUGCCAUCAAUGGUUUUUCCACUUCCAUUAAUGUUACUGGUGUCAAAUGCGGGCCAGGCCAUGGUAUAAGUAUUGGAAGUCUAGGAAAGGAUGGAGCCUAUGAAACAGUAGAAGAUGUCCAUGUUAAAAGCUGUGCCUUCAAAGGAACUCAGAAUGGUGUACGAAUCAAGACAUGGGAGACCGGAUCAGGAUAUGUCAGGAAGAUCACAUUUGAGGAUAUCACAUUUGUAAAUUCCGAAAACCCUAUUAUUAUUGACCAACAGUACAAUCCUAAUGGAAACAGGGGUGGCUCAGGAAUAAAAAUCAGUGAUGUUACAUACCGCAAUGUGCGUGGAUCUUCAGCUGAUGAGGUAGCAAUCGCUUUGAAUUGUGCUGGCAAAGCGGCUUGCACCAACAUUGUAAUGGACAACGUUAAGAUUACCUCCUCCAAUCCUGGAAAACAAAUACGCGCCUCUUGCAAUAAUGCCAAGGGAACUGCCAUCUCUGCCUCUCCAACUGUGCCCUGCCUAUCAAGUUGACUAUAGCCUUUUCAGUGCAGCUGCAGUUGUAAUUUGGAAACUAUAAUAUUAUUUCACUCAAUGUCCCCAGCUCUCAAAGAUAGGUGGUAUAGAAUAAUGCAGCAAUUGGCAGCAAAGUCUUCUAUGGGAUGUUAUCCAAAGAGACUAUUGGCAGUGUAGAGUUUAUGAAGUAAUUUCAGUCACACUCUUAAGGUUUA